Molecule: messenger RNA, 823 nt
Organism: Thrips palmi
Lineage: Eukaryota; Metazoa; Arthropoda; Insecta; Thysanoptera; Thripidae
Exons: 5
Coding region: 65-625 (186 amino acids)
Source: RefSeq, a predicted model, not a curated record
CACUCGGAUUGGGCCUUCUCACCGCAGUCCUCCUCGGCUACUCGGAUGGGCAGAAAGUGGCGGUAUGGAAACGUUGAAAAGAUCGUCACUCACCGUUUCGAGGGGACAUCACUCCAAAAUGGGACCGUACGUCGUUGUAGUGGAACAUUUCGAACCAUGCCCACCCAAGUUCCUUGAUCGACCAUUUCCGAUAACAGUCAGCGUCAAAAGAUACCGCCAUAAACCCCAAGAGAAAUAUUUCAACUGCAACUUCACCACGAGUUUGACUUUCGACGACAACGUAAACAGCGCCGUCGUGUUCGAUUCGUGGAGCUCCCGCGGCGGUUGGAAGGACAACGCCCUGGAGAUGAAGUUCAAUCGUCUCUGCUCGUCUAUGAACGCGUACCUCCCAGACGUGUGGCAGCAUCUUCGUGGCCAUGUCUACGGGCCCAGCGGUCUCGUUACGGCCUGUCCCUUGCCACCGGACACAUACAGCAUUAACAACCUAACGACGCGCUACGCUUCCACGCUCAUCCCAGCCUUGUACUACGGAAAGUGGCGAGUCAACCUCAGAGCCUUCCUCAAAGAACAGUGCUUCAUGUGCAUUCGUGCAAUUGUGCGCGUUGAUCCCAAAGGCAAAGCAUAGGCAAAACAAAUGAACCAUGUUUUAGUUAUCUUGUACGAAGGCAUUGUCUUUUGUUCGUUCCUCUGUCUGUACACGCUAAGGGGCGUUCCUCAUCAGACUGUCAGGGUCCGAAAUGUACUUGCUCUCAACGGGCUCCCAACUUUUUCUAACUUAGCCUACAGGGUGAGUUUUCUCAAUGUGUCAAUAAUUUGUAGGUAG